AUGUCUCUUUGUCUCUCUCCUUUUCUAGAUUCGCCAAGCCAGUGCCGAAUCAAAGACAUGAAAGUGGAAGGCAGGGACUUAUACCUAGCUCGUCUACUCAAGACCUGUGCUAGGUAUAUUGAAGAUGGUGAGUUCAAGAAGGCAAGCUCCGGACUACAGUGCAUUGCUAGUGUUGCCACCCCUGAUGGUGAUCCAAUGCAGAGAGUAGCUACUUAUUUUCUUGAUGGGCUUGCUUAUAGGUUGGUCAUGAAUAUUCAUGGUGUGCCUGAAGCCCUGAAUCUGUCAAAUCCCUUGUCAACCUUAGCACAACAGCAUGUCAGAAAGUUGUUCAGUGAGUUUUGUCCAUUCUUGAAGUUUUCUUACCUGAUAACCAGUCAAGCUAUUGUUGAAGCCAUGGGGAGAGAACAAGUGAUUCAUAUUAUUGAUCUCAAUGCAUGCGAUGUUGCUCAGUGGAUAUCUCUUCUUCAUAGUUUGAGAGAUCAACGACAAGGAAAUCCACUACCUUUUGUGAAGAUCACAGGGAUUCAUGAGAAUAAAGGGGUUUUGGAACAAACGGGGAUUCAGUUGAUUCAAGAAGCUGAGAAAAUGAGCAUCCCCUUGGAUUUCUAUCCCAUUGAGAGCCAAUUGGAGGAACUUUGCUUUGAGAAUUUGCCUGUGAAGCCAGGAGAGCUUAUUGCUAUAAGUUCUGUUCUUCAGCUACAUUCUCUACUGGCAGUUGAAGAUCAAAUCAGUCAUGAUUCAAUUUUGCCACCUAAUCCUUCUCAAUGUGUUUCACCUAAGAUGAGGUUGUUCCUAAAUAGCCUUUUGAAACUGCAACCGAGGUUGAUGGUCAUUACAGAACAAGAAUCAGAUAACAAUGGGCAUUCUGUGACAGAAAGGCUUAAUAAGGCACUGACUUUCUAUGCUGCAUUGUUUGAUUGCUUGGAAGGUAAUGUUCCAAAAGCAAGAGCACUAGAGAGAAUCAUGCUGGAGAGAAUUCUUCUUGGGGAAGAAAUAAAGGACAUCAUUUCUUGUGAUGGGGUUGAUAGAAAAGAGAGGCAUGGCAAGUUUUUUAAGACAUGGCUUCCAUGGCUUGAAUUGGCUGGAUUUAAGAGGGUGCCACUCCACUAUGAGAGAAUGUUGCAGGUAACAAGGCCAUUGCAGAGCUAUGGGCGUGGAUACAAGUUACUAGAGAACAACCAAUGUCUGUUCACAUGCUGGAAUGAUCUUCCACUCUAUUCCAUAUCAGCCUGGAGGUUCUGA
Prosopis cineraria is the source of this 1242-nucleotide messenger RNA. RefSeq names its product GRAS family protein TF80-like. The transcript has a single exon. Gene Ontology annotation, molecular function: DNA-binding transcription factor activity; sequence-specific DNA binding. Bases 1 to 1242 code for a protein of 413 amino acids. Lineage: Eukaryota; Viridiplantae; Streptophyta; Magnoliopsida; Fabales; Fabaceae. Gene Ontology annotation, cellular component: nucleus. Gene Ontology annotation, biological process: regulation of DNA-templated transcription. The record is from RefSeq and is a predicted model, not a curated record.